GAUGGAGACGGAGAGGAUGAUUUAUCUCGUGACUGAGUACGCCAGCGGAGGGGAGAUAUUUGAUCACUUGGUAGCCCACGGACGCAUGGCGGAGAAGGAAGCUCGGAGAAAGUUCAAGCAAAUAGUGGCUGCUGUCAACUUUUGUCACUGUCGGAACAUAGUUCAUAGAGAUCUGAAGGCAGAAAACCUCCUUUUGGAUGCUAACCUGAACAUCAAGAUAGCAGAUUUUGGAUUCAGUAACAUCUUCACGCCUGGCCAGCUGCUGAAGACGUGGUGUGGGAGUCCUCCCUACGCUGCCCCAGAGCUCUUCGAGGGAAAGGAGUAUGACGGCCCAAAGGUUGACAUUUGGAGCCUCGGCGUGGUGCUCUACGUGCUGGUGUGCGGCGCCCUGCCCUUCGACGGGAGCACGCUGCAGAACCUGCGCGCGCGCGUGCUCAGCGGCAAGUUCCGCAUUCCCUUCUUCAUGUCCACAGAGUGUGAGCACCUGAUCCGACACAUGCUGGUGCUGGACCCUAGCAAGCGGCUCUCCAUGGAGCAGAUCUGCAAACACAAGUGGAUGAAGCUGGGCGAGUCUGACGCGGAGUUUGACAGGCUCAUCGCGGAGUGUCAGCACCUGAAGACCGAGAGGCAGCUGGAGCCGCUGAACCAGGACGUGCUGUUGGCCAUGGCGGAGAUGGGGCUGGACAAGGAGCGCACAGUGCAGUCCUUGCGAGCAGAUGCUUACGAUCACUACAGCGCAAUUUACAGCUUGCUCUGCGACCGUCUCAAGAGACACAAGAACCUGCGCAUUGCCACGUCUCCAAGCAUGCCCCGGACCAUGACCUUCCCCACCUCAGCCAACAUCCAGCAGACGGAGCAGGCAGGCAAUACCUUGAACAUCAACGUGCCGCAGGUCCAGCUCAUCAACCCUGAGAAUCAGAUAGUGGAGACGGAUGGAACGAUGAACCUGGACAGCGACGAAGGGGAAGAGCCGUCGCCUGAAGCUCUUGUGCGUUACCUCUCCAUGCGAAGGCACACGGUUGGAGUGGCUGACCCUCGGACGGAAGUGAUGGAGGAUCUGCAGAAACUGCUGCCGGGCUUCCCGCGCGUCGCUCCUCAGGCUCCCUUCCUGCAGGUGACCCCCAACGUGAACUUCAUGCACAACGUGCUGCCCCGGCAGAACCUGCAGCCCACGGGGCAGCUGGAGUACAAGGAGCAGUCGCUGCUGCAGCCCCCCCCCCUGCAGCUGCUGAACGUAAGUAGCGGAAGCGGAGAAGAGAGGUGCAGGGGAGGAAGGCAGGGUCCGCAGCGCGGGCGGGAUGCGCUCGGCUGCCCUCGGGAGCCCACGGCCUCUCUUCCGCAGGCUGUGCCAGCCGUCACUCCUGUGGAUGAGGAGAGCUCCGACGGGGAGCCGGACCAGGAAGCCGUGCAGAGAUACUUGGCAAAUAGGUCAAAAAGACACACUCUGGCACUGACCAACCCUACAGCUGAAAUCCCUCCAGACUUGCAGAGGCAGCUAGGACAGCAGUCCUUCCGACCCCGGGCCUGGGCUCCGCACCUGGCACCCGAUCAGCACCGUUCUGUUUACAAGGACUCCAACACCCUGCACCUCCCCACGGAACGCUUCUCCCCGGUCCGCCGCUUUUCUGACGGUGCUGCCAGCAUCCAGGCUUUCAAAGCCCACCUGGAGAAGAUGGGCAAUAACAGCAGCAUCAAACAGCUUCAGCAGGAGUGCGAGCAGCUGCAGAAGAUGUACGGCGGCCACAUGGACGAGCGCACGCUGGAGAAGACGCAGCAGCAGCACAUGCUGUACCAGCAAGAGCAGCACCAUCAGAUUCUUCAUCAGCAGAUCCAGGACUGUAUCCGGCCGCCUCAGCCAUCCCCACCUUUGCAAGCUCCGUGUGAAAACCAGCCAGCUCUGCUCACUCACCAGCUUCAGAGGUUGCGGAUCCAGCCGUCCAGCCCGACCCCCAGCCACCCCAGCAACCACCUGUUCCGGAAGCCCAAAGUACCGCACAUCCUCCAGGGACUGCUCUCGCCCCGGCACUCGCUCACAGGGCACACGGACAUGCGGCUGCCCCAUGCGGAAUUUGCACAGCUCAUCAAGCGGCGCCAGCAGCUGCAGCAGCAGCAGCAAGAGUUUCAAGAGCUGUUCAGGCAGAUGAAUCAAGGGGACGCUGGGAGCAUGGGCGCCGGCUUGGGACAGAACCUCUCGGAGCGCCAGUCGUUACCUUUGCCUUACCCGAGCGCCGACACGUACCAUCCCCAAAGCAGCCCCCAGCACCUCCUCAAAAUCCGGGCGCACGAAUGUCUGCAGCAGGUGCCGGCGCCGCCGCACGGCUACGCGCACCAGCCCGCCCUGUUCCACUCGGAGAGCAUGGAGGAGGACUGUGCGGGCGAGGGCGCCAGGGACAGCUUUGCAGACAGUAAGAACUCCCACUCUUUGACCAAAGGUUGCCACGAAGCCCCUCUGCUCAGCCGCUCCGCGGCUGCGCUGGGCCGCGGGGACGGGGUCCGCAAGGGCCUGGCCCUGCGUGCGGCGCUGACGCUGCUCUUGCGCCGUGCAGAGUGCGGGGACGCCUUGGAAGGGCAGGAGCACCCCGGCCUGGGCGACGGCAGCCAGCACCUCAACGCCUCGUGCUACCCGUUGACGUGCAUUACGGACGUCCUGCUGAGCUACAAGCACCCGGAGGUGCCCUUCGGCAUGGAGCAGGCCGGGGUGUAGCGAGGAGG
Messenger RNA from Tinamus guttatus (white-throated tinamou), 2712 nucleotides. The record is from RefSeq and is a predicted model, not a curated record. NCBI's taxonomy places the organism in Eukaryota, Metazoa, Chordata, Aves, Tinamiformes, Tinamidae.